Messenger RNA from Gilbertella persicaria, 1129 nucleotides. RefSeq names its product MT-A70-domain-containing protein. Gene Ontology annotation, molecular function: methyltransferase activity. The record is from RefSeq and is a predicted model, not a curated record. Gene Ontology annotation, cellular component: nucleus; RNA N6-methyladenosine methyltransferase complex. The transcript has 4 exons. The coding region runs from base 64 to 897 and encodes 277 amino acids. Lineage: Eukaryota; Fungi; Mucoromycota; Mucoromycetes; Mucorales; Choanephoraceae.
AAAAAAGUGCCAUGUAUCAGCAACACAGAGAAUGAUACGAUUGAUUUUCCAAGUAUUCAACAUAUGGUAGAAAUGGCACACCAAAAAUUUAGUUAUCAAGAGCAAGAACAGGAAGUACGUUCAUUUGAAUUUACCUGUGAUGUGACAAAAGACCUCGAUUUGUUCUCUGUAUUUGAUUUAAUUUGUAUAAACAAAUCUAUGAAUGAAGUCAAGUUGUUGCAAAUCACACCAGCUGCUGUUUAUUUGAUACCUCCAAAAUCCACAUACUUAAUGGGUUCAAUGACAAGUAGUUUAAAUCAAUUAGGUACAUAUGCUCAAGUUCAGAGCAUUGGAGGUGCUGAUCUUAUUAUCAUGGACCCUCCAUGGCCAAACAAAAGUGUAAAGCGAUCGUCUCAUUAUGAUACCCAAGACAUAUAUGAUUUAUACUCUAUUCAAAUGCCAAAACUAAUGGCAGAAAACGAUUGUAUUGUAGCCAUUUGGGUCACAAACAAACCAAAAUUUCAUAAUUUUAUUAUCAACAAAUUGUUUCCUACAUGGAAACUAGAAUGUGUCGGUGAAUGGAUCUGGUUAAAGACAACAACACAAGGCGAAUGUAUAUUUCCUAUUGAUUCUGAACAUAAAAAGCCCUAUGAGCAAUUGAUAAUAGGUAGACCUAUGAGGCAUCCUGAUAUGAACACACGCAAGUCUUUACCAAGAUCCCAUACUAUUAUCAGUGUGCCCAGUGUAAGACAUUCAAGAAAGCCUCCUCUUGAAGAUGCAUUACUCCCUUAUAUAAACAAAAAAGACCCCGUAUGUUUAGAGUUAUUUGCUCGACAUCUGAGUCCUGGAUGGAUCAGUUGGGGUAAUGAAUGUCUAAAGUUUCAACACCUUAAUUACUUUGACAAACCCAUUGAAUAAAAGAAAAAAGUAAAGAUCACAAUGCCCUUAUGAUACUGAGCUUUUCUUUUAGAAAAAGAACAUAUUGUAUGAUUAAACAAUAGAGUUGCUGGUUUUUAUGCAUCUACUUUGAUUCCCGCUUCUUUGUUGCAUGAUGACAGCUCGUAACUGUCAUUAGAAUAGCUUCUGUAUUUAGAUACAUUUAUAAACCAAGUUCUUAAUAAAAAGAGAGGGAAACUUGCUCCUUGAUGAC